GUCAAUUAAAAUGUUUGUCCUUUUGUUGAAUGUCUCUUCACUAGCAGACAUGUCCACCUCAGAGCGACGGGUCCUCUCAUCACUAUCUGUCCCUCUCUCAACGUGGGAGACAAACCCGUUCUCGAAGACAGUGAAUGAGAGACAACAGCACUGCCCUACGGGCACGGACGAGGUUGAAGAAAGCGCCGGAAGGUCUGCAGUGUUUGUAACCCAAGAUGAACGGGAUAUCUUCUCUCAAGAAGAAACUGCUCUGACUCUGAAUAACAGCGAGGAAGAAGAAAGAACAGCUCGGCAAAGCAGCGACUGCAGUUCUCCUUUGGGCGUCCAGGCGUUGGAGACCUCCGAAGCUUUUUCCACAUCUGGUCAUAGUCCUGCACCCUCCAGUUCAACGCAAAAAGUUGUGUACGUUUGUGCUCACUGCAAUGAGUGCUUUAUUUCCCGUUAUGAACUCCUGGAGCAUCAGGAGAUCCACACUGAGGAGACCCCUUACAAGUGCUCUCAAUGCGGAAAGACCUUUGGGAGGAGCUCAGAGCUGUCCAGUCACAAACAGGCACACGAUGUCUGCAUCGCAUGUGGUGAUAAAUUUCUGUCACUACAGGACACAUUUAAACACCGGUGUGCUCACACACCCAGUGACCAGAAGGUUGCCUGUUCCGACUGUGGCAAAAGCUUUAAGAAAACGUACCUAAAAAAGCACGAGCUGAUUCACACCAAGAAGCCGGUCUUCACGUGCAAAGAGUGUGGGGACAAGUUCUCCGCCAUGGGCGAACUGAGAUCUCAUCAGAAAGUCCAUCCUCUGAAGCUGUCCUAUCAGUGCGUGCAAUGUGGGAAAUGUUUCGGUUCCUCGUCAUCCCUGACAGCCCAUGAAUUACGCCACAGCCAGCCGAGGACGGAGGCUUGCGCGCUUUGUGACAAAGCCUUUAAGAACAAACAAGACCUCAAGAGUCACAUGCGCACUCACACAGGUGAGAGGCUGUUUCCGUGCACGUGCUGUGGGAAAGGAAACCUUAACGUACAUAUACGCCGGAACCACACAGGAGAGAAACCGUUCCUGUGCUCUUACUGCGGCAAAGCCUUGCAAAUACACAGACGCACCCACACCGGGGAAAGGCCCUACAAAUGCACCGUGUGCGAUAAAGCAUUCACCACGGCGAAGCGACUGAAGGAUCACACGCGCAUUCACACCGGGGAGCGGCCUUACGGCUGUUCCGAGUGCGGGAAGCGUUUUGCCACAGGCCGCCAGUUGAAAAGCCACGCCAUGAACCACACAGGAGACCGGCCCUUCGCUUGUCAGCUGUGUGAUAAAACCUACAUGUGUGUCAAUCACCUCAAGAGACACUUGAAAUCUCACAGUGUCCAAGCACAAUCUAUCUGCUCAUGCUCAAAUGACCUGUUCUUGCCUUUACAGUAAUCCCUCACCACUUUGUGCUUCGAAUUUCACAGCUUCACGCUGUCGUGGUUUUUCAAAAACAUAUACAAAUAUAUUAAUUCAAAAAUAUGCAUAUUUGAGCAAAUUAUACAUAUUUUAUUGCCUAAAAAGCAUUUUCAAGUAUAAAAAUGUCUAAAUGUUGUAAAAUACAAAUAUAAGGCAUUCAGAAGACUCAUUCUAAGAUGGGAUAUGUGGUAUUCUACACUGGUCACUAGGUGUCGGUAAUGUUACAUGCAGGAAGUACCGUACAGAACAGGAAGUAGAAAAAGAACAACAAAGAACCCAAUUCUGACCUGUGUGAGUAUAUAUUAUUUUAUCUUAUUUUCUCGUAUUAUCUCUACCCUGUUGGGUAAUAGGAGUGUAAAGGUGACUACAGUGGAACCUUGGUUAGCGUCAUUACUUUGUUCCAGAAGGUUUGACGUUAACCAUCAGAAAUUCCGAGUAUUGUCAUUAAUCCAUUCCAGAAAGGCGAAAAUGUUAAAAGAAAACGUGCUUUUAUAGUUUUACAUGCAGAAAACAAUGUAAACUGCAUAUAAAUGAUAAAUGAAAGAGAUAAAUGAAAAAUUAAGGUUACUUUGACCUAAAUUGAAGAUGUGAUUUGUGACUGAAAACAGGAAGGUGGUGGUGGUUGAUCUCACUGCCCCCAUUGUGUCUUUGAGAAGUCAUGUCUUCAGUGAAGGUAAAUGUUCAUUUAUCCCUUUCAGUCGGCAUUGUUAUGCAUUUAAAAUUGUUUUUUUGCAUGUAAAACUAUAAUUGUAACAAUACAAGGACGUGUUUUGUGUGAACAUUUUGGAGUCAACCGCUGAUGACCUCAUAGACGGGCGACGUAACUUCCUGUUUCGGUUGCCAUUUUGUUAAGCUUCCUAAUAGGAUGCGAACAAGGAGGGACGUUUUCAGAUUGGAAAAAAAUACAUUAAGAACACUGUUGAAUACGCAAAAUGUAUUAAUAACGUGACAAAAUGUGCACCAUAUUGUACGUGAAUUGAGGUAAAAUUGUGGCGUAAAUUUUUUACAUUAACUGGAAAACACGCUAACGGAGGUGGACGCCAACUAUUUUUAGAAGGUCAUAAACAGUUUUUACUGUUUACUACUUCUUGGAAAUUCACUUAUCACGGUCGGGUCUGGAAACGAGGGAUUACUGUACUUGUAGCGCUGUUGGGAUACUUGGAACACUUCUCUUUUGUUCCAUAAAGACUUACUCUGAUUUAAUGGCUGUUUUGUUCAACAGUUUGUGAGAUCUGCUAUAGGUAGUAUAGUACGUCAGCCAUAAGUGCCUGUGCCGGUUUGGGGGGGAUUGCACACAGGCUGAAUUCUUA
Messenger RNA from Dunckerocampus dactyliophorus (ringed pipefish), 2745 nucleotides. RefSeq names its product zinc finger protein ZFMSA12A-like. Gene Ontology annotation, molecular function: RNA polymerase II cis-regulatory region sequence-specific DNA binding; DNA-binding transcription factor activity. NCBI's taxonomy places the organism in Eukaryota, Metazoa, Chordata, Actinopteri, Syngnathiformes, Syngnathidae. The record is from RefSeq and is a predicted model, not a curated record. Gene Ontology annotation, biological process: regulation of transcription by RNA polymerase II.